AUGGCUCACGUGCAGGUCUGUGUCCCCGUGUCCCCGUCCCCUUCCCCGCCACCCCACGCUCAUCCCAGUGUCUUGCAGGUGGCUCUUCGCAUCCGUCCGAUGAGCGCGGCCGAGCUGGCGGAGGGGGCCAGACCCAUCGCCCACCGUGUGGACGAGCAGGUCGUGGUGCUGCGAGACCCCAUGCAAGACCCCAACGAUGUCCUGCAUGCGAGCCGCUCCAGGGAGAAAUCCUACGUCUUCGACGUGGCCUUUGACUCCACAGCCACCCAGGAGACUGUGUACCGUGCCACCACCCAGAGCCUCGUCGCGGUUGUCAUCUCUGGCUUCAACGCCACCAUCUUUGCCUACGGCCCCACCGAUGAGGGAUUCCCCUCCUCUGCCUCAGGCUGCGGGAAGACCUACACCAUGCUGGGCACCGAUGGUGAGCCUGGCAUCUGCGCCCGCGCCCUGGGCGAGCUCUUCCAGGCCAUCAAGGACACCAGCGGUGACGUGGAGUACGAGGUCUCCAUGUCCUACCUCGAGAUCUACAACGAGACGAUCCGGGACCUGCUGAACCCCUCACUGGGCUGCCUGCAGCUGCGGGAAGACGCCGGCGGCACCGUCCAGGUGGCCGGCAUCACCGAGGUCUCCGCCAUCAACGCCGACGAGGUCAUGCAGCUGCUGGCGCGAGGGAACAGGCAGCGGACGCAGGAGCCCACGGCCGCCAACCGCACUUCGUCACGCUCCCACGCGGUGCUGCAGGUCACCGUGCGCCGGCGGCACCGGGGCAGGGGGCUGCGCCACGGCCGCCUCUUUAUGAUUGACCUGGCAGGCUCUGAGCGGGCGGCACAGACGCAGAACCGCGGGCAGAGGAUGAAGGAGGGAGCCCACAUCAACCGCUCACUGCUGGCCCUGGGCAACUGCAUCAAGGCCCUGAGCCACCGGGCGAGCACCAAGUACAUCAACUACCGUGACAGCAAGCUGACCCGCCUGCUCAAGGACUCGCUUGGGGGCAACAGCCACACAGUGAUGAUCGCCCACAUCAGCCCAGCCAGCACCACUUUCGAAGAGUCCCGCAGCACCCUUGCCUAUGCCCACCGUGCCAAGAGCAUCCGCGCCACGGUGAGGCACAACCUGGUCAGCGUCUCGUACAGCGUCAUGGCUGACCUGCGCAGGGAGAUCCAGCACCUCAAGGGCCAGGGGGAUGCCGAGCCAGGGCGGCCAGGGCAGGGCGAGCACCAGGACAUCCCCUACAUCCAGGCCCAGGUUCGGCCACGUGGUACCCACCCGGAGCUGGGCUGUGUGCAGGAGAAGAUGCUCGGUGCCAGCCGGGAGUGGGCAGCCCUGCGCCACCACCUCCUCCGGCUGGAGGGCACCGCGCUGCAUGCCCAGCAGCUCCUCGCCCUCACCCGCAGGAUGCUACGAGGCCAGCAGUGGAGCGAGGAGGGGCAGGGGGAGCCGGACGGUCCCGGUGACGGAGAGGGGGACUCGGACACAGGGGAUGAGUGGUUGGACGUGCCAGAGCCACCCGACGUGGCUGUUGCCCACGAGAACAUCGCAGCUCUGCUGGAGGAGCAGGGCAGGCUCCAGCAGCGGAAGGCAGAGCUGGCGUGGCGUUUCCGGCAAAGCCAGCAGCACGCGCAGCGGCUGGAGGAGGCCCUGCGGUGUCGGAGCAGCUCGGAGGAGCAGCAGGAGGUGCUGGCCCUGCUGUGCCACCUGCACCAGCUGGAGCUGGAUUUGGCAGAGACGCGGUCCCACACCCUGCUCGAGGGUGGCCUCCGGCACCCGCCGGCUGCCGCCACACGACGCUUCAACCGGCACCGGGUCCUCUGCGCCCGCAUCAUCCAGCAGCAGCAGCAGCUCAUCGCCGACCACCGGCUGUCGGUGCCGCGGUCGCUGGAGGAGCUGUACCAGACCUACCUGCAGGAGCUGACGGGCGACCCUAGGGAUGCCAGCACCCUCAAGGGCACAUCCCUGCCCAAGAUCCCGCAGGCGAGCGGCGCGGAGAGCCGGCCAGACUCGGACCGGGACAGCGUGCAGGCACAGAGCUGUGAGCACCCCACACCACCGCGGCAGGGACCUUGCCGUGACACCCUCCCACCCCUGCGCCCCACAGGGGACAGCAGCCCCCCGACCCCCAUGUUCAGGAAGACCCUGCAGGAGCAGCAGCUGGGGAGCACGGCGGUUGUGCCCACCCCACCUCCCGGCUGUGGCACAGCGGCCCAGGCGGUGAGCACAGCUGUGCCCGCAGCACCGCAGCCCCAAGAACGCCAGGAGAUGUCAAGCAGCACCAAGAGCAUCGUGGCUAAGGCUGCCCGGUGCCGGUCCCGCAACUCGGAGAGCACCCACCCGCACCCACCGGGGCCCAUGGAGGAGCAGGGUGGUCCCCGGCUGCGGCACGCUGGCAGCGAGGACAGCCGGGCAGGGACGGCCACCCGCUCCUUGGGGACCUGGCUGCGGGUGUGCAAGGGCAGCAGGGAGCCAGGGAGGAUGGAGGAGUCGCCGGAUGGCAGAAGGAGAUCCAGGUGGUCACGCUCCUUCGAGGUGACCAGCUGUGGGCUCCCCAGCACCUCCAGGAAGGGCCAGCACCCGCUGCUCGGCUGCGUCACCAGGAACAGUGCCAGGGCCCCUGGCAAGGACAGAUGGAGUCACCGGUACUGA
Molecule: messenger RNA, 2640 nt
Organism: Haliaeetus leucocephalus (bald eagle)
Lineage: Eukaryota; Metazoa; Chordata; Aves; Accipitriformes; Accipitridae
Gene: KIF19
Product: kinesin family member 19
Exons: 17
Coding region: 1-2640 (879 amino acids)
Biological process (GO): microtubule-based movement
Molecular function (GO): ATP binding; microtubule binding; microtubule motor activity
Source: RefSeq, a predicted model, not a curated record